This is a messenger RNA of Paramecium sonneborni, 4309 nucleotides long. The record is from the annotation of a GenBank genome assembly. Lineage: Eukaryota; Ciliophora; Oligohymenophorea; Peniculida; Parameciidae.
AUGUAAUAAGUAGAGGAGAAGUGGUUGAUAUGUGCUGAUCCUGAUAGUUGUCAGAUCUAUACAUUAAACAUCAAUACAAAUGAAGUGAGAUUGGAAUAUGAUGUAGAUUAAGAUUAUCGAUAGAAAGCAUUAUAAGCAAUCCAAUAAAUAGAAUAAAUAUUGAAAUUAAAGACAGGUAUUUUAAAAUUGUAGAUUCAAAGGUACUUGGUUAAUGGCUUCUAAGUAGAUUGAUUAAUAUAGAAGAAGAAAGAUACCAUCUUAUUUGUUGCAUAAAUAAUCUUCUUCAAUUCCAACAUAUUUAUGUUAAUCAACUUUGAGUUAGGCAUUUGUUAAAGUAAAUUCAAUAAAGCUUUAAGUUAAAUUGAAUCAAUACAAAGAAUAAUUAUAAUUUUAAAAUGUGACAGAAGAUAUGUCUCCAGACAUUAAACCUAAUAUUGUAGAGAUUGAAGCAGGAUUAGUAACAGGAGCUGAUGAAGUAAUAAAGAGUGUAUUGAGAGAAGUGUAUUAAAGAUUCAAAAAAAAAUUAAAACCAAAAGAUGAGAAAAAUUAGUUUAUAUUACAAAUCUCUGGUUUUAAAGAGUUUUUAACAGGAAAUCAUCCAAUGUUAUCAUAUGAUCGUGUGAGAGUGUAAUUAAGAGGAAUGAAACAUUUAGAAGUAAUAUUAACAGAGAUUCCAAAAUAAUCAAAUUAAACAUUUCUAUUUCCUCCUAUUAUUCAUAGAAUAAAAGGAAGUGAACCUUUUCCAUAAAUAGAUUGGAUUAAAUUUAAAGAUGUUCCUGCUCUAUUAUGGUAUUCUCCACAAAAAUUACCUAAAUAUGAAUCUGAAAUUGCAAAUACUAGAUUAUCUGUAGGAGUUGUGCCUACACCUUAAUUGAAAUUUGAUAAAAUAAAAGUAUCAAACAGUUAAGAUUUAAUUUCAAAUAUUGAAGACAGAGUUAAAAGAAUGUCUAUUGAUGAAAAUCCUAUUCGUCCAACUUUUUAAGAUUCGAUAUCGAAAUAGAAAACUAGUGGAUAAAUAUAUGAUUUGAUUUCAAUGAGAAAUGAAUUACAAAAAUUAAAUAUGUUGAAAAUUGAAUAAAAUGUUCUUUAUUCAGGAGAAUGUGAUUGGCCUUUUAGUGUUAAGAUUUGUUCUCUUGAAAAUUUAUUGUAAACACUAGAAUAAGACAAUAAAUUUGAAUUACAAUAAUAAAGAGCCACUUAUAAUGGAUUGAUACCUCCAUUAUAUAUUACGAAAAAGAAUGCUGGUACUAAAGUUGAAGAAGAAUAACAUAAAUUAAGUAAUAAGAAAAAUGAUGAAACUGAUAUCAAUACUAUAAAUAGUAAAAGAUAAUAAGUUCAUCUAAAAUUACAUAAAAGGACUGGACGUGUCUUGGAUCCCAAAAAUAAAGAUAUUAAAAGAUACAUUCCAUUUGGAGGAUAAGAUAAUCUUGAUGAAUUAGCUACUUUAUAAGAGAGAUAUGAUUUAGAUUUUUUACCUUAUCUUAUUUCAGUUUAGGUAAGUUUAUUUCAUGGAGGUAAAUAAUUAACUCCUUGGUGUUAAGCAGAAACUAAAAAAUAACCAUUUAGUUAAUGUCCAAAAUUUUAUUAGACUAUUACAUUUUAAGGCAUUAAAAUAUCUUAAUUGCCUUAAGAAGCUAGAUUAUGUUUUAACAUUAUUGCUCAUAGUGCUACUGGAUAAUAAUAAAUUAUUGGAUGUACAACUAUGUAUAUUUUUUAUGAAGAAAGAAAAUUUAGAUCAUCUAUUAAUCAAUUAAAUAUUUGGCCUUUUUAUAAAAUUGAUCCCAGAUUACUUUGUAUGGGAUAAUACUGGGGAUGGGUAAGAUAACAGAAUUAAUAAUCGAUCACUCCUUAAUUGAUUACUAAAUCUUAUGGAAGAUUAUUAAUUUAAUUGGAUUAAUUUAAUUAGACUAUGAAAUGGAGUCUUAGAGAUGAAAAAUAAAUGGAAGAAUUAGGUUUUUCUAAAUCUGCUAGAUCAUAAAGAUAUUACGAAAUGAGAAAUAAAUUUAUACCAAAUUCUGAUUAUUCAAAUUAUUAAUAAUCAUAAUCUACUGCUUUGACAUAAGAUUAAUUUAAUUCUGCCUAUUAAAACACAAAUAAAAAUUCAUCAUAUUAAUAAAUAAAUUCUAAUUCAUAAUCAAAUAGUUUUAGUAAUUCGCAAUUGUUCUUAAAAAAACAAAGAACUGGAAUGACUUCUUUUUAUAAUGUACAUUAAAGAUAACUGACAAAUCCUUAUGAAUAAUAUAUGUAAGUAGGAUAUUCUUCAUAAGAUUAAGGCACAAUUCUACGUUUUGGAGAUAUGUAAGAUAGAUAGACUCAUUUUGCAUAAUCAAUGAUGCAUAUGAAUUAAGGUAGUAGUUUUAAUGUACAUGAUUAAUCAAGUACAUAAUUAAGUACUUUUAAAUUAAGUCAUUAAUUUUCUCAAUAAAGUAUAUAAUAAAAUUAGAGUUACUAAGAGAAUUAUAAUUAAGUAUUUCCUUAUAAAAAUUGGUCUACAACUCCAAGAACUGAAGAUUUAGCAAUAUUAUAAGCUUUACUUAAAUACAAUCCAUUAAAUAGACCUUAUUAUACAGAUUAGCAUAAAUAUAUAUUAAUGAUUUGUAGAAAUCAUUAUAAAACAUUGCCAUAUGCAUUAUAAAUUUUUUUAAUGGCUAUUGAAUGGGAUGAUCCUGAAUAAGUAAGAGAAGCUCAUAAUAUGAUAAAAUUAUGGACACCAUUACCACCUGAAGAUGCAUUACCAUUAUUAGAUGCUUAAUUUGCAGAUGAAACUGUUAGACUAUAUGCUGUUGAGAGAGUAAGUAUAUUAUCUGAUGAUGAAUUAUAAUUAUAUAUGUUAGAAUUGACUUAAUGUUUGAUGUUUGAAAAACACUUAUUUAACCCUUUAGCUGAAAUGCUAUUAGAAAGAAGUUUAUAAAAUCCUUGGGUUGUAGGACAUGAAUUAUUUUGGUUACUUAAAGCUUAAUUACAUGUAAGACCCUCUUAUGAGAGAUAUUCAUUAUUGUUAGAAUAAUUAUUAAUGUUAUGUGGAGAAUUCAGAUAAUAAUUAAUGAAUGAAGUUCUUGUUGAUAAUGAAUUGUACAAUAUUGCAUAAAAAAUUAAGGAAGACAAUGUACCCAAAGAUUAACGUUAAUCAUUAUUGAAUGCUGAAUUAACUAAACUUUAUCCUAAACUUCCUAAACCUUUUUCAUUUGCUUUAGAUUCUAGAAUGGAAGCAUAAUCAAUUUAAUAUGAUAAAUGUAAAGUUAUGGAUUCUAAGAAAAUGCCAUUAUGGCUUGCUGUCAUUCCCAAAUGUCUUGAAAAUGAUGAUGAAUUAUAAUUAUAAUAGCCUAAACAAAUCAAAUAAUAAGAAGAAAAUCUUAAUGGAAAUGUCUCUCUGAUCAUGCAAUAAGAUGAAAAUUUACACAAUAAUCCUAAAUAAUAAUUAGAUUAAAAGGAAUAAAAAGAAUAAAUUGAAGAAGAAGAAUAAAAUAAAUAACAUUUACUCAAAAUUAUAUUUAAAACUGGUGAUGAUAUUAGAUAAGAUAUGUUAACACUAUAAUUAAUUAAAAUUAUGGAUAAAAUAUGGUUAGAUGAUGGUUUAGAUUUUAGAAUGAAACCAUAUAAAACAAUUUCUACACAAGAUAAUGUAGGAAUGAUUGAAGUUGUUAGCAAUUCUUUGACUAUUGAAAAAAUUCAUGGCUAAGGAGGUCUUAUGGGUGCAUUCUAAUAAAAAACUAUAUGGAAUCAUUUAAAAAAAAAAAAUACCGAACCUUAAUCUUUUGAAACAGCUACUGAUAAUUUCUUAAGAUCUUGUGCUGGAUAUUGUGUUGCAACCUAUGUUUUAGGAAUUGGAGAUAGGCAUUCUGGCAAUAUUAUGAUUACUGAUACUGGUCAUCUAUUUCAUAUUGAUUUUGGUCAUUUUUUGGGAAAUUUCAAAUAAAAAUUUGGUAUUAAAAGAGAGAGAACUAAAUUUGUAUUAACUGAAGAGGUAUUUAUAAUCAUUUAAUUUUAGAUGGCAUUUGUUAUGGGAGGUAGAGAUGGAGAUCUAUUUAAAAAAUUUUAGUAAGAUUGUACUAAUGCUUAUAACUUAGUAAGAAAGCAUGGUCAUUUUCUUAUAAAUAUAUUUUUAAUGAAUUUAUCAGCUGGUAUGCCUGAAUUACAGUAGGCUUCUAACAUAAAAUAUAUUGAAGAUUAAUUGGCUUUAAAUAUAUCAGAUUAAGAAGCUACAGCCAAAUUUAAAUAAGAAAUCAUCAUAUCUCUUAAUGACACUUGGAGAUAAAUUGACAAUUGGUUUCACUAUAUUAGAAGAAAUUGAUUAUUUAAUAGAAUAAUA